Messenger RNA from Paracoccidioides brasiliensis Pb18, 1116 nucleotides. RefSeq lists its product as uncharacterized. The coding region runs from base 1 to 1116 and encodes 371 amino acids. Gene Ontology annotation, molecular function: hydrolase activity, acting on ester bonds. The record is from RefSeq and is a predicted model, not a curated record. The transcript has a single exon.
AUGGCAUCCAUUGGUGAGAUUGUCCAGAUGAAGACGGCAGCCCUGACGCUCAUGGCUACGCGUGGCGAGGAUCAGGAGCUUGUUGCCCAGGCUGCAUUGACGUAUGCUCCGGCCGCAGACUCGGACUCGGACUCAGUCGACCGGAGGAAGCCCAGAAUCAUCCCAUCAUUUGGCUGGCAUCCCUGGUUCUCCCACCAAAUAAUCGACGACAUCAAUUCAGAAACACGCAAUGAUCCACCAUGUUCCAAAGCGGAGCAUUACAAAGGCGUCCUCACCCCGCCCACCAAGGAUGAAGGCCUGUUGCACGCGCUCCCAGACCUAUACCCGUUGUCCAAACUAAUUGCAGAUACCAGAGCUCGACUCCGCCAACACCCUCAUGGGCUGGUUGGAGAAAUCGGCCUCGACCGCUCAUUCCGCAUCCCGAAUGCUUGGCUCCCCCAUGAGCUUGAAAAGAGAGAUGCCAGCCUGACCCCUGGCUCGCGGGAGGGGAGAAGUUUGUCCCCGCACCGGGUCGCGCUGGCGCAUCAACGGCAAAUCUUCAAAGCCCAGCUGCGGCUCGCAGGCUCCAUGCAGCGGCCUGUAUCCGUUCAUUGCGUCCAGGCACAUGGCGCUGUCCUCGAAGUUCUUCAGGAGCUCUGGUCGGGCCAUGAGAGGAAACGCGUCUCUAACCGGCAGAGGAGAAAGCGGCGGCUCAGCGCGGACAAAGCGCACGAGCACGAACAGAGCGAUCACGAGAAAGACAAAGAGCAUGAAGACGACCCGCAAACGGCUGUAACAGCGUCCCGCCCGUUUCCGCCGCGGAUCUGCAUGCAUUCGUACUCCGGCCCGCCAGACGUGCUGAGGCAGUUCCUGCAUGAAUCGAACCCGGCCGAUACAUAUUUUUCUUUCUCGAGUGUUAUCAACUUUGCGGGAGGCUCGUCGGAGAAGACCGUCGAGGUUAUCAAGGCGCUUCCGGAGGACAGGAUACUUGUCGAGAGUGAUCUACAUUGUGCUGGAAACCGGAUGGAUGAGUUGAUGGAGGCUAUUGUGCGGCAGGUGUGUUCGAUCCGUGACUGGGAUUUGGAAUAUGGGAUUCGCAUCCUGGGUGAAAAUUGGACGCGCUUUGUUUUUGGGUAG